GGCCUACUUUAUUACUUAACCAUGGUAAAUUUAACAUAGUUUAGUGUAAACACUAUAAGUAUAUGCCUUUUUUAUAUAGCUCUCUAACCAUAACAAUAGGUGCAAUUGAGAUUUGGUCCUAUGGAGGAGACUAAAGAUCCUUUAGUUGUAGGUAGGGUAAACCAAGCUAGGAUUUUGCCACAAUGGCUGCUGCAGUUACUUAUGUUGUUCUUGUUUUUGUGUUUCACUUUUCCUCUGGCUAGUAUUUAUAUGAUCAAGCAUUUUGGAUUUCAAAGCUUAGUAAAUCCUAGUUUGCAGCCUUGUAAAAACGAAGAAUCUAUUAACUUGGAGCCUUGGAUUAAGCCUCCAUCAAAAAUGUUACAUACCAUGAGUGAUAAAGAGUUGUUCAGGAGGGCUUCUUUGGCGUCGCGAAUAAAGGAGUAUCCAUUUAAGAGGGUUCCUAAGAUUGCAUUCAUGUUCUUGACCAAAGGGCAAUUGCCAUUUGCGCCUCUCUGGGAGAGAUUUUUUAAGGGACAAGAGAGACUUUAUUCGAUUUAUAUUCAUUCGUUGCCACCAUUUCGAGCUGAUUAUCCACCCUCUUCAGUUUUCUACAAGAGGCAGAUUCCAAGUCAGGUGGCAGAAUGGGGGGAAAUAAGUAUCACUGAUGCUGAGAGAAGACUUCUCGCGAAUGCAUUACUUGAUAUCUCCAAUGAGUGGUUUGUUCUGCUUUCUGAGUCAUGCAUACCUUUCUACAAUUUCACUGUCAUUUACAACUAUAUAGUGAGAUCGAACUAUAGCUUUGUUAAUGCAUUUGAUGAUCCCGGACCACAUGGAAGAGGUCGAUAUAACAACAAUAUGGAACCUGAGGUUAACAUUACACAAUGGCGCAAAGGGUCACAAUGGUUUGAAGUUAAUAGAAAGCUUGCUCUUUACAUAGUUGAAGACACAAAAUUCUAUCCCAAGUUCGCGAAGUUCUGCAAGCCAGCAUGUUAUGCUGAUGAGCAUUACUUCGCGACCAUGUUGACAAUUCAAGCACCUAAUCUCUUGGCGAAUAGAAGUAUAACGUGGGUCGAUUGGUCAAGGGGCGGCGCUCAUCCUGUUAUGUUUGGAAAAACAGAUAUUACAGAAGGCCUUAUGAAGAGAAUGCUGGAAGGAGAUAUAUGUUCUUACAAUGACAGAAAUACAUCAAUGUGUUUUCUUUUUGCUAGGAAAUUUGCUCCCAGUGCUUUGGAACCUCUACUUCUGCUUGCCCCAAAAUAUUUAGGCUUCUGAUCCACAGAAAUUUCAUUAGGAUAUUUUUCAA
This is a messenger RNA of Nicotiana attenuata, 1282 nucleotides long. RefSeq lists its product as uncharacterized. The transcript is spliced from 2 exons. Gene Ontology annotation, cellular component: membrane. Bases 121 to 1251 code for a protein of 376 amino acids. Gene Ontology annotation, molecular function: glycosyltransferase activity. The record is from RefSeq and is a predicted model, not a curated record. Lineage: Eukaryota; Viridiplantae; Streptophyta; Magnoliopsida; Solanales; Solanaceae.